AGUCAGGUGUAGCCUGCAUCUCACGUCUCCAGAUAGAAUUGGAGAGGGUCGAGGGAGUUUUUGGGUGUCAAAGAUGAAGACUCUUGUAUUAGCUCCUUCACCUCUACGCACCUUUUCCCCAUUUUCACGCUUUCUAUACCCUAAUCUCAACAAUAAUGCUACUCAUAACUACCUUCUUUCUCCAUCUCCAUCUAAAUCCUUUUCCUCACUAACCUCAAUUCGUCCUCUUCUCGCCAUGGCUUCUCAGAAUGUAUCAUCUGGUGAUGAGGUUGAUAUCUUUCAGUUGAUUCAAGCUCAUCAGGAAAAGGCUGCUAGGCUAUCUCCUAUUGAAGAUGUUAGAACACUUCUUCAUUAUAGCCUCCGUGGUGUGCUUUCUACUUUCUCUCAGAAGUAUGAGGGCUAUCCUUCAGCUUCCAUGGUAGAUUUUGCAUGCGAUACCUACGGAUCUCCAAUAUUAGCUGUUAGCAACUUGGCUGUUCACACCAAGGACCUCCUAGCUACUUCUAGAUGCUCAUUGCUUGUUGCAAGAGAUCCUGAAGAUAGGACUGACUUAGUAAUUACAGUGCAUGGUGAUGCUGUUCCUGUACCGGAAACAGAGAAAGAAGGUAUUCGAGCCACAUAUCUGGCUAGGCACCCUAAGGCAUUUUGGGUUGACUUUGGUGAUUUCCAAUUCAUGCGCAUUGAACCCAGAAUUGUACGUUAUGUAUCGGGCGUUGCAACUGCCAUAUUGGGAUCUGGAGAAUUUAGCAAAGAGGAGUUUAGAACAGCUAAAGUAGAUCCAAUAUACCAAUUUUCAAAGCCAAUCACGUCACAUAUGAAUAAAGAUCAUACGGAGGAUACCAAGCUGAUUGUGCAGCACUCGACAUCAGUUCCGGUGGACUUUGCGUACAUGUUGGAUGUAGACAGUCUUGGUUUUAAUGUCAAGGCUUGCUACAAGGACACCGACUUCAAGCUUCGAGUUCCAUUCCCUAGACGUGCUGUAGACAGAAAGGAUGUGAAGGCACUUAUUGUUGAAAUGCUUCAGGCUGCCAGGACUUAGGCUCAUUGACUAACCAUUAUGAUUUCCCAUUCCAGCUUCAUAUUGGUGUGGUAGUUCUAUAUCAUGUAACUAUCAAAAGCACGGCUCUGUGGAAUGCUUGUUUCACAAUGAGAUCUCAAGAUUCCUAAGCAUAUAUAUGUAAUCUGAUAGCAAACCAGCCAUUUUAGCGAUCAUGAUCUGGCUCUGGUGAAGUUUCCCAACCCCCCCCU
Messenger RNA from Solanum tuberosum (potato), 1248 nucleotides. RefSeq names its product root border cell-specific protein-like protein. Lineage: Eukaryota; Viridiplantae; Streptophyta; Magnoliopsida; Solanales; Solanaceae. The record is from RefSeq and is marked provisional.